AACUUUUACACAUCCAUUGCCCAACCCAUACAAUAGAAAGUAAAGCCAGGUUUAUUGUAGUGGUAUAUACAUCGCCGCUGACCAUUGACACCAGUGUAUAAAAUACCUGUAACAGAUUUCAAACUCAGUUCAGGUUGCAAUAAGGCUGUGCGUGUUCACCGUCUCUACUGUUUUGCACGUGAUCCUUUCUGACCUUGACCCACAAAGAUGGCCUUCACCCAGGAUGAGUGCGAUGCGUUCUGGAAUAACGCCGAUAAAAACGGCGACGGUGAGCUGACCAUUCAGGAGCUUGCGGCGGCCUUGAAGGAGUUCCGGUCUCCAGGGGGCGCUCCCACCGACAGGGACAUCGCCUUUAUGUUUAAUUCCCUGGACAAGAGUGGAGACAGCAAGGUGUCUAGAGAUGAGUUCAUGCAGGAGAUGCUGAAACCACCUCGCUCUCAAACUCUUCGGGAGACCUUCCAACUGUACGACAAAGACGGAAGUGGCUAUUUGUCACGUGAUGAAGUAAGGGACGUAAUCAAGGCGUCGAAUUGCUUUGGAUCCGAGGGGUUCGAAGAUGCGGUCGAUGAGAUAUUCGCUGAGGCAGACCCGAAUAAUGACGGCAAAGUCACGUUGGAUGAGUUCAUGAAAGCUUGCAGCUAACUCCCACGAAUUAUAACAAACAUUUAGACAUAGUUAUCACCCGUGGUAAACUUCCGUCAUAAUACGGAAGCUAAAUCGGUCGGAUUUGAAUGUAUCCGUUUAUUAUUCUUGACAUAAUUUUCGGACAUUGCCAACAUUGAAAUUUUGAAUCAUUUACAUUAUGAAAUCAACAUAAAUUACAGCGGUCUCUUACUAAACAUACACCAAAAUAUAUCAUUAAACUUUGAGAUAUAUAACUGUUCAAUUUCUACGGAAAAAAAACGACAAAACACGAAGAUGUUCUUACGAUGUGAGCAUUUGAGAUUUCCGUUCCAAGUAUGAUAAUAUAUACUAGGUACUCACGGUAUAUGUGUAUCAAUUUUAAAUAGUUUUAGCUUUUCCUUGUAAAUUGGCAUAUUUUGUCCUGUAAGUCCAACUAAGUGCUAUAGUAGCCGUCAAAAUAACAAUGAGCAGACCGUAAAUUGAUGUAAUUGGUAGCCGUGUCAUUUUCUAUGUUUAGAUAAUGUUUGUUCAAUGUGUGACUAAAUUUCUUCAGAGCUAGCUGUUUAAAAAUAAAGGGAAAUAACUUAUAAAAAAAUAACAUUUGUUUUUCAUGAGUUGUAUAUCUUAGAUCAGAGCCUGGAUAUUUUGAUUGAUAAAAAUAAUGCUAUC
Messenger RNA from Dreissena polymorpha, 1293 nucleotides. RefSeq names its product calmodulin-A-like. The coding region runs from base 208 to 642 and encodes 144 amino acids. Lineage: Eukaryota; Metazoa; Mollusca; Bivalvia; Myida; Dreissenidae. Gene Ontology annotation, molecular function: calcium ion binding. The transcript is spliced from 4 exons. The record is from RefSeq and is a predicted model, not a curated record.